UCCGCCUCACCUUCAUGGCCGCGCGCACAGCGCAGGUGAGUCAAGCACCUUGGUUGGUUGAUUUCGGUUCACGCGCACGGGAGAGAAAUGUCACCGGGACGACACGGAUAGCAGCGUGGUGUUUGCUUGAGAUUGAGCGUCGUUUUUCCAUCAUCAAGUAUAAACGGCGGACACACACACACACACACACACACAGCUAUGAAGGCCUCACAUGUGCUACCCGUGACACUUCUCAUUUCGACCGCUUUGGUGGGGAUCACUAAAAUACGCGAAAUGAACCAGGACAAAGACAAAAGACAGCACGUCUUCCAGGACAUCAAGCUGCGCGUGACCUACGAUGUGCUGCAGGACUAUCAGAGCACGCUGGAAGAGACGAGAACUUUACUGGAGAAGACCCAGAGUGCGCAGAAAGCGCUGGAGGAGGAAGUGAAGUUGCUUCAGGUCAAAGCGAAUCGGGCUAAGGGUGAUGUGGACGUCUGCGUGGCAGGCAAGAAACCUGCAAACGAUGAGCUGGUAUCGGUAGAGAUAGAAUUAAAAAAUCUCGAAGCUGAACACAAAAAGGUGAUGAGCGCCUUAGGAACAGAAUUGGAAAAUCAGAAAAAGCAACUAGCAGCACGUAGCGCGGUGUGUGGCUUCUUGAAACCAGGAUCACAACCACCAAGCCAGCUGUGUAGCAAGGAAGGGAUCGUAGAGGGCCCUAAAGAGGAAGCACCAAAGGCAGAGGCCCCCAAACCAGAGGAACCAAAGGCAGAGGCCCCUAAACCAGAGGAACCAAAGGCAGAGGCCCCCAAACCAGAGGAACCAAAGGCAGAGCCCCCUAAACCAGAGGAACCAAAGGCAGAGGCCCCCAAACCAGAGGAACCAAAGGCAGAGGCCCCCAAACCAGAGGAACCAAAGGCAGAGGCCCCCAAACCAGAGGAACCAAAGGCAGAGGCCCCCAAACCAGAGGAACCAAAGGCAGAGGCCCCCAAACCAGAGGCUCCAAAGGCAGAGGCCCCCAAACCAGAGGCUCCAAAGGCAGAGGCCCCCAAACCAGAGGCUCCAAAGGCAGAGGCCCCCAAACCAGAGGCUCCAAAGGCAGAGGCCCCCAAACCAGAGGCUCCAAAGGCAGAAGCCCCCAAACCAGAGGCUCCAAAGGCAGAGGCCCCCAAACCAGAGGCACCAAAGGUAGAGGCCCCCAAACCAGAGGAACCAAAGGCAGAGGCCCCUAAACAGGAAGUACCUCAAGCAAAUGCUCCUAAGAAGAGAUGAGAAAUGACAACCUGCUUUUUUGUAAUUUACCUUUCAAAAACACAACAAGAUUCCAGCACAUUGCUUCAGUGGGCCAGUUUUUAUCAGAGCCACAAGGAUGACUACCUGGUACAGGACUGUGGUGUUCAGAGAUAUUCUUUUUUUUUUUAUGUAACAAAAUUAUUAUUUAAGCUACAUUUUGAGGUGGACAUACUUUUUUGUUUCUGCGAUGGGGCAAAAUGUUUUUUUAAUCAGCGGCUUGUGCAGGUGUGGCUCGAGGGUUCUCUUAACAUUUUUUGAUAAGUGAAAUGCAAUGUAAUAUAUAAUUGACUAAAAAGAGAGAGUGUUGAUUUAUAGUUUCUUUUCUUCAUGUCGUCAGUUACUGGAUAUCUCUUCCGUUGGUUGUCUUCCGUAAUUCCGUUGGUAUUUAUGGCACAAAUAAAAUAACUGAGUUAGUAUUGUUCAUAAAGGUGACACGUAUACAGUCAUUUUUCAUUGAUUUUCAUUCAUUUCAAUGUACCCUUUUUCAGUUGAACUUCGAAAUCUGCUAUCAGUAGAUAUGUGGUGGUUUUGUAGUUAGGAUAUUUAGAAAAAAAGAGUAAAACACAAUUAUUCGUUCAUAGGGAACUAAUCACUAAUCGAGAUCGCCAACUUCAAAGAGCAACGUUUUGUUCCUUGAACACUAGCAGUGCACAUGCACUUUUUUGUUGCAGGAUUAGUAUGUCAAACUGCUUCUCUUCUGAAUAUACAAACCGUAAUGUGAAAAGUUUAGGACUUAACAAAUAGGAAGUUGUCAAAUGGUUGACCACUAAAAUUUGUAUUUUGGUCACAACUCAUUUUAUUUGGAAAUGCUGUGUGUGUUUGUGUGAGACAAAAGCUAAACACAUAUGUGAGGUCUAGUAUCUUUACCACCACAAAAACAAAUGCAGAUCUGUGUGCUCUGUUAUUUGACUGAAUGUAAAUUGGGAACUCUGGAAAGAAACCAAGAAGUUGAAACCAGGAAGAGAAAAAGCAAGUUAAACAUUCUCCCUCUCUCUGUUUAUCUUGCGUAGCAGCUUUUGUUGCUGUACAUUACACUUUUAUAGCUUUUUAACCUUAACAUUUUCCACUAUAUGUUAGAUAACUCCCCCAAUGCUGAAAACACAUAAAUAGGUAUUGAAUAAUCGUUGUUAACCUUGUCUGACUCUCUCUUUCUUAGUGACCCUGCCUCAGGGUGUGUGUGUGUGUGUGUGUGUGUCAGACCAAAGCACCGACCAAUCCGAGAACACGAAGCCUUUGUCUGUCUCCCUCUAUAAACUUCACUCUGUUAUCCCGGUGAUAACAGCUCCAUGUAGUUUGUAUUUGGCUGAUCCUAAACCUUCACUAUGUAUUUAUUCUAGAGCUUCCAAUAACAUGUUGCACAUUGUUUCUUUUUGAAUUAUAUUUUAAACCAUAUAGAACAAAUACUCAAAAGGGCAUUUUUUUCGUUUGUGGAUUAAUACUAGAACAGCUGUUUGGAAAGAUGCUAAAUCAUCCAGAUUUUGCAUCUUUCUAUCAUUCUGGAACAUUUUCAACAAAACAUCAACUAUACAGGGUUCAUGAUAUUAAAGCCACAACAUUCUGUUUUGUGUUGAUUAUUGCUGUUGCUCUCUGCUCUGUUCUGUUCUGUUCUGUUGGACUGGUUCUUCAGGUUUUUCUCCAUUUUAUUGUGUGCGUUGUAAACUUUCCAUGGUAUUUUUUGUACACUCAGUCGUGACAAUACUAACUUGACAGUGUGGUGUUUCCUGUUUUUAGCUCUAUUCAUUCUCACUGCAUUGUGCAUCGCCUGAACAUCUCAUUUUGUGGUGAUUAUGGUAUUUGUCCUGGAGAAAAGCGCAGGUGUUUGGGUCCUGAAUUCUGCCGUGACUUCCCUGCCUCUGAUUCGUCCCGGGUGGCUGCAGGCUGGAUGCGGCAGAGGAGCCGCAUCUGGCUGCACUGAAUGUCUGUUUUUGUAUUUGUGCUUAUUUGUGGUACGUUUUGUAAUGCAACCUUAUGGUGUAAUGAUCUCAUGCCCUGUUGUCAUCAGUCUGUUUCUAUCAAGAUCAAGACCUCUAUCGCACCAAAAUGUUCCAAUCCUCAUCUUCUACCUUUUCUUUAUAACAAAGUGGGUGUACUUUUUAAUACACUGUACAAUAAUGUACUUUACAAUCACCUCAUCUUCCCACCACGUGAGAAAAUUAGUGACUUUUGUACUUUGUUUGCUUCAAAGUUCAUAAAGUUGAUGUUGUAAUGCUGUAUCGUUUCAAGCAAUUGGAUAUAAAAACACUUGAUUAAUACAUAAGCUGAAUAUAGAAUAUACAUUUGCAUUGAAUCCUGCCCCAAUAACUUUAUAUUCUCAAACUGAAACUAGGUUUUGAUUGCUGCAGAUUUUAAUCAUUGGACCUUAAACGUGAGUGAAAAAUAAAGUUUGUGCUGAUAGGGGGAAAUUAUUUUGCCCUGCUUAUUUCAGACUGUUGGAAGA
This is a messenger RNA of Gasterosteus aculeatus aculeatus (three-spined stickleback), 3709 nucleotides long. RefSeq lists its product as uncharacterized. The record is from RefSeq and is a predicted model, not a curated record. Lineage: Eukaryota; Metazoa; Chordata; Actinopteri; Perciformes; Gasterosteidae.